Molecule: messenger RNA, 1995 nt
Organism: Gymnodraco acuticeps
Lineage: Eukaryota; Metazoa; Chordata; Actinopteri; Perciformes; Bathydraconidae
Gene: p2rx7
Product: purinergic receptor P2X, ligand-gated ion channel, 7
Exons: 13
Coding region: 74-1801 (575 amino acids)
Biological process (GO): response to ATP; monoatomic cation transmembrane transport
Cellular component (GO): nuclear inner membrane; plasma membrane
Molecular function (GO): extracellularly ATP-gated monoatomic cation channel activity; ATP binding; purinergic nucleotide receptor activity
Source: RefSeq, a predicted model, not a curated record
AAGAAGAGUCAAGUAGUGAGUCCGAGAUUCCUCUCCUCCUCCGCUACAGAAAGCACCCUGAAACAGCAACAGCAUGCCGUGCUGCGGAGUUCUGUGUCAGUAUGAAACCAACAAAUUGGUCCGGAUCCAGAGCGUUAAGCUCGGCUCUCUGAAGUGGAGCCUGAACGGAGGCAUUCUGCUGUUCAUCUGCAUCAUGUUGCUGUGGAACAGGAGCUACCAGGAGUUUGACCAGGUGGUGAGCUCUGUCACAACCAAGGUGAAGGGUGUGGCUCAGACGCAGCUCCCCGGGGUCGGGGACGUCGUCUGGGAUGUGGUGGACUACAGCGGGCCCUCGCAGGAAAAAAACUCCUUCUUUGUGGUGACCAAUGUCCUGAUGACAAAGAAUCAGAAGCAGGGGAAAUGCCCAGAGGUUCCCCUUAAAGGAAGAUUGUGUCGCAAUGAUAAGGACUGUGAGAAAGGAGGCUGGGAUCAGCAGAGCCACGGGAUUAAGACGGGAUCAUGUGUGAAGUUUGACGUGUUGAGGAAAACCUGCGAGGUCUCUGCCUGGUGUCCAGUGGAAACAAAGAGGAGUCCUCCGAGGCCUGCACUGCUGGCAGCAGCUGAGAACUUCACCGUCCUCAUCAAAAACAAUAUCAGGUUCCCUGCAUUCAACUACAUCCGAAGGAACAUCCUCCCGAACAUGAACGACGCCUACCUGCGAAGCUGUCAGAGAGGAGGAGACCCUCUGUGUCCCAUCUUCAGGCUGGGGGACGUCGUUCGAGAGGCCGGGGAGAAGUUCUCUGAGAUGGCCGUAGAGGGUGGCGUUAUCGGCAUCCUGAUCAAAUGGGACUGCAACCUGGACCGGCUGAUGCAGCGCUGCCUGCCCAGAUACUCCUUCAGACGGCUGGACGAGAAGGAGAGCAACAGGACCCUGUACCCCGGCCUCAACUUCAGAUAUGCAAAGUACAACACAGUGAAUGGAGUGGAGGAGCGGACGCUAUACAAAGCUUUCGGGAUCAGGUUUGACGUCAUGGUGUUUGGACAGGCGGGAAAGUUCAGCUUCAUCGUGCUCAUCAUCUACAUCGGAUCAACGCUGUCGUACUACGCUAUGACGACUUUGAUUAUCGACUGGCUGAUUGGAACCAGAUGUUACUCUGCAGAUGUCGCACAAAACUUCUCAGAGAAGAAAGUGGAGUCAGUCCAGGACAAACAGAAGUGCGUUCUCUGCGUGUCUUACGUCGAUGAAAACAAUAUCCGACUGGUGAAGAUAUCACAGAAGAAUAGUUUACAAGACAUCACACCGAUAUCUGUCCAGUCACACAAGGAGGACACAAGACACCUCGGAGCCUGUGUGCUUCUGCCGGGCGUCAGCAUGGAUCAGGACCAUCAGCCUCCCCUUGACCAUAAAUCUGACCCGGCCCCAAAAUCCAGCCCCCCCGCCUGGUGUAAGUGUGCCCGCUGCACCCCCUCCUCCCUCCCCCAGGAGGAGCUGUGCUGCAGACGGAGCGAGGGCGCCUGCAUCGCCUCGUCUCCUCUGUUCCAGCAGUUGGUGCUGCGUCGCUCCCUGCUGGAGGCCGUCCUCCUGUACCGGGACCCUCUGUCUGCCCCCGCUGGUCCAGGCCACACCGCCCUGCGUCACUGCGCCUAUAGUCAGUACAUCAGCUGGAGGUUUGGGGUCCCACCCAGCAACAGCCACCCUGCCAUCCCCAGCUGCUGCAUAGGGAGAGUCCGGGGAGAGUACCCGAGUCCAGACGGGAAGUACAGUGGCUUCAGGCCCACCAGGAUGGUGUCCAUGCAGGCCUGCGCUAACGGAGAGCUGUGAGAGGAGGGGGUCCACUUUAAAGAUCAAAGACUCCUCCGUUGACUAACCCACUAACAGUGCUGGUACGUUAAAUCUGCCUUACAAAGUAAAAAAAUCAAUGCAUUAACUUUGAAAGCUUGCGUCUAGUCAGAAGGCGAAUGAAAGGAUGACAAAAAUUCUCCAUGAGUCAAUAAAUCACUGCAUUUACUAAUAUC